Molecule: messenger RNA, 256 nt
Organism: Coregonus sp. 'balchen'
Lineage: Eukaryota; Metazoa; Chordata; Actinopteri; Salmoniformes; Salmonidae
Source: the annotation of a GenBank genome assembly
AUGAUGAUGAUUCUGAAUCUGAAUCUGAUGAUGAUGUGUGUAUAUGUGUGUGACCACUCUUCUCUAACCACCGAGGUACCAACCAUCGAGCACACCUACUCCAAGCAGAGCAACAGCAUCACCAUGGAGUUCACUGAGGUGUUUGGGGGCUAGCGGCUACAUCCUGCGGGCCAAGUCUGAGGUGGGAGACUCCUUCUCAGAGACGGUGGUGACCAGCUCCCCAGGCACGGUGCUGCAGUUGAAAGCCAUACACUGA